This is a messenger RNA of Helobdella robusta, 1134 nucleotides long. RefSeq lists its product as hypothetical. The record is from RefSeq and is a predicted model, not a curated record. NCBI's taxonomy places the organism in Eukaryota, Metazoa, Annelida, Clitellata, Rhynchobdellida, Glossiphoniidae. The transcript is spliced from 5 exons. The coding region runs from base 1 to 1134 and encodes 377 amino acids.
AUGGAAAAGCUUGCAAAAAAAAACUCCACUCAACAUGAAAAACUUGGUGAAGCAAAAAAAACAACUUAUCACAUGAUUGACGAAAUUAUUGAAAAACUAGAAGAAGAUUCAAUUUACGUAUAUCCGGAACUUAGGAAAAGUGCCAUAAAAGGCUUUAAAGUGGAUGGAAGUCCAGAUGGAGAGGCCAACAUUGAGUUUGACAUUGUGCUUAUCAUGCGCAUAAACAAAUAUGUUGAGUUAUCGCAUAAACGGAUUGUCGUCUAUCAAAUUUGUACAAAACUUCAAAUUGGAACGUUACUACCUAAACUCGGUCUUCAUCUAGGUGGUGGAGGGCCUUGCAUAGAGUUGGAUGUCAUGCUUGUUUGGGACGUGGGAGAAAUUAUUGAGAAAGUACCAUCUCCUAUUGCCAACCGCUGUUUCAUGAUGGUAAAACCUGGAACAAACAUACCGAUGCAAUCUAUUACUGACGAGGAUGAUCAUAAUAAUCGUUACUUACGUCCAUUCUCUCUGCUGGAGUUCUUUAAUGAAAAGAUUGAAAUGUGCUGCAGAAAAUAUGAACCAACGCUCGUUGAUCAUGGUCCAUGCAUUCUAAUGGUUGUCGCAAUACCGAAAACAGAGGACGAUCCAGAUUUUAAAUUCCUUAUAGAUAUCGUUCUUACGUUGAAAGUGAACAAUGAUGAAAUUUACGUUCCGAAACCCACUGAUAUUUUUAAUGAUGACCCCGUGUUAAUCCGACCUCACUAUUCUUGGGUAAGAUCUUUCAGCAUUGAAGAAAGGAGCGAAAUAUUAGAGUUCAUUCCUGAAAAAAAAAAUCUUAUGAGGGUUUUCAAAUUUAUUUUGUUUAAAAGUUAUUUACCAUCUUAUUAUUUGAAAAAUAUUUUUUUGAAAGUAUGCCAUAAAUUUUCAAACGAUGAACUUUGGUCAGAGAAAUAUUUAGGUUUGAGGUUGAUAGAUUUGUUGCAGGAAUUAUUGACAUGUUUGAAGAAUCGCAAUCUGCCUUGCUUCUUCCAACCGAAUGUUGAUAUACUGGUCGGAAUAAAUGAAAUAUUUAUCUUAGAAAAUCGACGCGUGUGUCAGAAGUUGACUGAUGAUGAAGAAUUCAUGUUGGAGACGUUGAACAAACGUCUAGAGUGA